Molecule: messenger RNA, 742 nt
Organism: Ananas comosus (pineapple)
Lineage: Eukaryota; Viridiplantae; Streptophyta; Magnoliopsida; Poales; Bromeliaceae
Product: cell wall / vacuolar inhibitor of fructosidase 2-like
Exons: 1
Coding region: 1-558 (185 amino acids)
Molecular function (GO): enzyme inhibitor activity
Source: RefSeq, a predicted model, not a curated record
AUGGCUACCACUCUCCUCCUCUCCCUCCUCCUCCUCCUCCUCUCUCCUCUCACCUUCUCCGUUCCCACGCCCACGCCCACGCCCACGCCGACCCCGCUGGUGCGGAGCACGUGCAACGCCACCACAUACUACGACCUCUGCGUCGCCUCCCUCUCCUCCGACCCCGCCGCCGCCGCCGCGCGCGACCCCACCGCGCUCUCCUCCAUCCUCGUCUCCCGCGCCGCCGCCGACGCCGCCAACGCCUCCGCCGCCGCCGCCUCCCUCGCCGGCGCCGCCGCCGCCGCUGAGCCCUCCGCCGCCGCGCUCCGCGCCUGCGCCGCCAAGUACGCCGCCGCGCGCGACGCCCUCGGCCGCGCGCUCGCCGCCCUCGCCGCCGCCGAGUACGACUACGCCUUCGUCCACGUCGGCGCCGCCGCCGAGUACCCCCGCGCCUGCCGCGCGCUCUUCCGGCGCCAGGCCCCGCGCCUCGCCUUCCCCGCCGAGAUCGCGCGGCGCGAGGACGCGCUCGAGCGCCUCUGCACCGACGCGCUCGACAUCAUCACGCUCCUCGGCGACUAAAGAAAUGCAGCGUAGCUGGAGAUGCAUACAAUCUACUUGAUUAUAAUACAAUACGCGGCACUGUAGUUAUAAAUAAUUUAUUUAAUUACAUACAGUCGAGAACUUAUGUUUAUAUAUUUUAUUAUUUUUUAAUAUGUAAUGAUGAGGUUAUCUUUAAUGUAAACAAAUUAUAUUUUGUGUUGAA